AAAAGAAAAGAAAAACGUUUACAGAGUUUAGGGUUGCUGGUUGCUCUCUCACAUUCAAGCUUCUGAAUACUCUUUCUUUAAAGACAAUCCGAUGGCUGUAAAAAGACCUACACCAAAGGUGAUGGGGGUAGUGACAAUACCCAAAGAGUUUGAUAUCCAGGCGUCUGAUUCUGACCCGGAAACAGCGUCAGAAGAUGCAGAAUCAGAGUCUGAUUCAGAAGGGGAAGAAGACUUGAAAUUAGCCGAGCCUUCAAAAACAGCUAUAUAUAACAAAGAAGGUAUACUUGAUAAACUUGCAGACAUCAGGUGGCCCGAGGAUGUAGAAUGGAUUCAUAAGCUUUCACUCGAUAUUGAACAAGCAGAAGAGGUGGACGUUAAUGAUGAUUUAGCUCGUGAGCUUGCUUUUUAUACGCAAGCGUUAGAGGGUACACGAGAAGCCUUUGUGAAGUUUCAAGGAACGGGCCUUCCGUUUCUACGUCCAACUGAUUAUUAUGCUGAAAUGGUGAAAACCGACACUCACAUGGAGAAAAUUAAGGGCCGGUUAUUAUCUGAAAAGAAGAGAAUCGAGGAAGCUGAAGAGAGGAGAAAGAUGAGAGACAACAAGAAAAAGGCUAAAGAAGUGCAAGCGGAGAAACAAAAAGAACGGGUUAAACAGAAGAAAGACGAGAUUGAAUCAGUUAAGAAAUGGAGGAAACAACGACAACAAAGUGGGUUUCCGGGAGGUGAGAAAGACAGUGAUAUGGGUUUACCGUUUGAAGUUGGAAAAGAGUCGGAUAAAGCUAAGCAUCACAAACGGGUUGGGGUCAAACCAUGGGAUCGGUCAGGUGGGAAAGGAAAGCCAAGUUUUGGAAAAGACCGAAAAGGAGCAGGGAGCGGUAAGAGGAAGAGCAGAGAGUUUAGGGAUUCUAAGUAUGGAUUUGGAGGAAAGAAAGGCCUGAAUAAACAAAACACUGCUGAAACUACUAAUGAUUUUAAAGGCUUUAACAAAGGCGAUUCCUUCCAAAAUAAGAAACGAAAGAAGUGAACACAACUUCGUUAGUUUUGGUUCUUUCAGGUUAGAUUGUUGUUUUCUUUGAAUAUCCAAGUCUUUAAUGAGUUAUUGUUUUUGUUGCUAUUGUUUAAGCUUUAGUUUUGUCUACCUGUUUGGUUACCUAGUGUUGGGCAUAUUUCGUAUUACAUACAAUUUUGUACGCAAUGUUUUGUCUUUAUUUUGGAACUUAUCGAAAUAUCCAAUUGGGGAGAAAGAUCACCUUGAAAUUUAA
Messenger RNA from Erigeron canadensis, 1262 nucleotides. RefSeq names its product probable rRNA-processing protein EBP2 homolog. Gene Ontology annotation, cellular component: nucleolus; nuclear periphery; preribosome, large subunit precursor. Gene Ontology annotation, biological process: rRNA processing; ribosomal large subunit biogenesis. The coding region runs from base 92 to 1024 and encodes 310 amino acids. Lineage: Eukaryota; Viridiplantae; Streptophyta; Magnoliopsida; Asterales; Asteraceae. The transcript has 2 exons. The record is from RefSeq and is a predicted model, not a curated record.